AUGCGGCCAUCAAUGCGCGUUCCUCUGCGAGAGGCCAAGUUCAUCUGCUCUAACUGCAGACCUGUUUCUGGCCCUCGCGUCUCACCCCUCGGUCAAUUCCGCCGCUAUGCCUCCGACUCCCCCGGCGUCCUCGAGCGCACUCGGCGCAAGCUCUGGGGCACCGAUUCGCCUCCCGGUCAAGCAGACCCAUACACAGGAAGUCAGAUCAUGCAAGAAGCUGAAUCGAGUUCGGGCGAGUCCAAGCCAGCCGAUGAGGACUUCAACCUGGCCCAGCCUGAGGAACUAGGCGCCGAGGAGCUCGAUUGGAACGAGCUGCCCCAAAUUGGUUACUUGCCCAAGGAUGAAUGGAGAAUCAAGGGUGCCAACAAGGGCGAUAAGGUCACACCGUGGUACCACAACAAGAACCCGAUUUCACACUCCCAGGCCGUCCACCAGGCCGCUGUCGAGAUUGCUUUGUUCCAGAUUGUUGGCAAGGAGUACUCAGCAACGGAAGAGAGCCUGGACCUGCCUCGUGAACUUCUCCACCAGUGCAAGUUUGAAGGCGAGGCCGCACAAUGGGGCGAGCGACUUCGGUUCCCAAGCGCACAGGCCAUGACCACUUUGCUGCGUCAAGCAUCAGGGGCUGAAGUCGGCUCCGAUUCCCUGAAGUCGAUCCUGACGGCAGUCGAACAGGCCGGUGAUAGCCACCCUGCGGUGUACAAGCAAAGUGCCGAUAACCAGGCAGAGACCACACUCGAUUCUCUCUCUCUCGCCGAAGGAAAGACCAAGUUCACUUUCUUCGCCCGUGUCUCCAAGCUGAUGUCCCAGCGCCUUUCUGACUCCAUCAUCAGCCAGACCACCGUUGGAGCGGUCAAGUCCGCCCACGAGACCCUAGUCAAGAAGACCACUCGCUCGAACCCCGUUAUUCUCCGCGAGGUGAUGAACAAGAUGGGCGUCAGUGAACUGCCCAAUGUCAAAAUCUCCGAUGUCCGUCGAACUCGCCAUGACAACGACGAAGAUCUCGGCCGCAAGAAGGCUAUUGUCUCUGCCCUUUACACUAAUGGUUUGAUUGAGAAGGCCCUGAAGCCCAGGAAGCCCAAGUACAAGUGGAUCAGAGAAAACGAAAAAGCCAAGAGGCUGAACCAGAGCAUUGUUGAGCACUGA
This is a messenger RNA of Penicillium olsonii, 1143 nucleotides long. Lineage: Eukaryota; Fungi; Ascomycota; Eurotiomycetes; Eurotiales; Aspergillaceae. The record is from the annotation of a GenBank genome assembly.